Molecule: messenger RNA, 1314 nt
Organism: Diaporthe amygdali
Lineage: Eukaryota; Fungi; Ascomycota; Sordariomycetes; Diaporthales; Diaporthaceae
Exons: 2
Coding region: 1-1314 (437 amino acids)
Biological process (GO): regulation of transcription by RNA polymerase II
Molecular function (GO): DNA-binding transcription activator activity, RNA polymerase II-specific; zinc ion binding
Source: RefSeq, a predicted model, not a curated record
AUGAUGGCUUCACGAAGGACUCACAGGAAAUCUCGCGCCGGCUGCCGAGAGUGUAAGCGUCGUCAUAUCAAGUGUGACGAAACACGGCCGGUGUGCGCAGGAUGUUCGGUCAAGAAGCUCUGCUGUGUUUACGCGCUGGGCCCGGCUUCGCUGCCUGGUCAAGCAGAUCAAUCGGGGCAUCUCGAGCCCCUCGCGCGUGAAGAUGCGUCUGGUGCCGGCUCCAGGGUGGGCUCUGCUCGUGCAACUUCAUCUCGAUCACGAUCGCCUUUACCAGUGAGCUCGGCUUCGCUCACGCCCUCAUCACAGCUGCCAGAACAGGCCCAACCACGCGACACCUCGCCCUCAUCGCCAGUACUCAGCGUCCCGCCCGCGAACAUGGCGCAGCUGGAGCUCUUCCACCAUGUUUGCACUCAGCAGGUCCCGCUUCCCCUCAACGGCAACAACGGGAAGAUCCUCUCUGGUUUGCUGGAGGCUGCUUUCUCUUCACCCUGCCUCAUGAACGCGCUGCUGGCUGUAGCAGCCCUACAUCUAGCGCACACUCGGCCCUCCCAAAGUGCGUACUAUCAUCACCAGGCUGUACACUUCCACACGCACGCCUUGAGUAUCUUCAACCAGCAGCGGCCCCAGGUUACCCCGGAGAACUGCUUGAGCCUGCUCCUCUUCGGCCAGCUCACGAGUCUCCACAUGCUGUACGAGACGACCUUGAAUUGCGACGACAAAGAUGACUCCAUGGAGCCACUCAACCGCUUCUUGGACUAUAUGAAAGUAUACCGCGGCGUCGUGUUGAUCGCCAAGGAGGCGUGGCAGGCUCUCCUUCAGUCCAAACUAAGAAGCAUCUUCACAGCCAGCGCCGGCAUUGCAGAUUGCAGGACGAGCAGUGGCACCCAGACGACAGAGCUGCGAUCCGUCAUUUCGAUAAGCCGGGCACUGGAUCGGGAACAGAAGCGGCUUUGCCUCGAGGCCAUCGACAGGCUGCAGUGGAUUCUGAGCCCUUCAGAGCCAGACUCGGACAAUACGCACAAUCUUGGAAGCCAGGAAGCUCGAGACUUCCACAGCUUGGGCCUGGUGCACGCCUGGCCCUUGAUGGCCCGUGAAGCCGUGCUGGGCCUAAUGUGCAACAAGACCCCCGAGGCGCUGUUGAUGCUGGCAUACUAUGGUGUUCUCAUGCACCAACACCGCCAUUUCUGGACGUAUGCCAACGUAGGCCCCAUACUUGUACGAACCAUUGCACGGUAUCUCGGUCCUGACUGGCAGCAUUUCAUGAUCUGGCCACUUGCACAGGUAAGUCAAGACCCUGCGAUGAAGGCGGCUUAG